Messenger RNA from Cynara cardunculus var. scolymus (artichoke), 3178 nucleotides. Its product is annotated as WD repeat-containing protein 3. The record is from RefSeq and is a predicted model, not a curated record. Gene Ontology annotation, biological process: maturation of SSU-rRNA. Gene Ontology annotation, cellular component: small-subunit processome; Pwp2p-containing subcomplex of 90S preribosome. Gene Ontology annotation, molecular function: snoRNA binding; protein binding. The coding region runs from base 122 to 2977 and encodes 951 amino acids. The transcript has 12 exons. Lineage: Eukaryota; Viridiplantae; Streptophyta; Magnoliopsida; Asterales; Asteraceae.
AGUCAAAAUAAGUCAAAGAGAUUCGUAAAAACCUAAAGCCGUUAAACCCUAGUAACCCAAAAACCUCCACCGAAACAAUCGCACAGAGCACCAGAAGAGGGAACCAGCCAAACGAAUCGGAAUGGUGAAGUCGUACCUCCGGUAUGAGCCGGCGGCGGCGUUCGGAGUGAUUGCGUCAGUGGAGUCUAACAUCGCAUACGACACCUCCGGUAAAUAUCUACUAGCUCCGGCACUCGAAAAGGUCGGCGUUUGGCAUGUCCGUCAAGGCGUCUGCUCCAAAACUCUUACCCCGUCUACGGAAUCACGCGGGCCUUCUCUCGCCGUUACCUCAAUUGCGGCCGUUCCUUCUUCACCUCUGGUAGCUAGUGGGCAUGCCGAUGGAAGUAUAAGAAUUUGGAAUUGUGAGAAGGGAAGCUGUGAGACCACGUUGAAUGGGCACAAAGGGGCUACGACAGUCCUUAGGUUUAACAAGACAGGAUCAUUACUUGUAUCUGGAAGCAAGGACAAUGACAUUGUUUUAUGGGAUGUUAUUGGUGAAGUCGGACUUUUCCGUCUCCGUGGUCACCGUGAUCAGGUUACUGAUCUUGCCUUCUUGGAUUCUGGUAAAAAACUUGUUAGUGCCUCCAAAGACAAGUUUUUAAGGGUUUGGGAUCUUGAUACCCAACAUUGUACUCAAAUAAUUGGUGGCCAUCACAGUGAAGUUUGGUCCAUAGAUGUUGAUCCUGAGCAGAACUAUCUGGUCACUGGAUCAGCUGAUUCAGAGCUCCGAUUUUACACUAUUAAGCAUGAAAUUGUAGAUGGUCAAUCUGUAUCAAAAACUAGUAAAACUAAUGCUGAGACUAAAGACUCCAGUGCUGAAAGUAAAUGGGAAGUUUUGAAACCUUUUGGUGAAGUUCAACGGCAGAGCAAAGAUCGUGUUGCAACAGUCAGAUUUAACAAGUCCGGUAACCUUCUUGCCUGUCAAGUUGCAGGGAAGACGGUGGAGAUAUAUCGUGUACUGGAUGACGCUGAAUCGAAGCGUAAAGCAAAAAGGAGAAUUAGUCGUAAGAAGGAGAAGAAAUCUUCUAAAAUAGUUGAUGCCACUGACAUUGGAAAUGCAGAUCAUGAAAUGAAAGAUGAAGGAAACCUACCCAUGGUUACAGUCACUGAUGUAUUUAAGCUUUUGCAGACUGUACGAGCUAACAAGAAGAUCUGCUCUAUCUCAUUCUCCCCCAUCACUUCCAAGAAUUCACUAGCUACAUUAGCAUUAUCAUUGAACAAUAAUUUGGUGGAGAUUUAUUCAAUAGAGAGCAGUUCAACUACAAAAACCAGUGCUAUUGAGCUUCAAGGUCAUCGUUCUGAUGUAAGAAGUGUUACACUUAGCUCAGACAGCACACUUCUUAUGUCAACCAGUCACAAUUCUGUGAAGAUCUGGAACCCAAGUACUGGUUCUUGUCUUCGCACUAUUGAUUCAGGAUAUGGAUUGUGUAGUUUGUUUGUUCCCGGUAACAAGUAUGCCCUCAUUGGUACAAAAGAAGGGAAUCUUGAAAUUAUUGAUGUGCGGAGUGGUACUUCUGUUGAAGUAGUGAAAGCUCAUACUGGCUCUGUGCAAUCAAUCGUCCCCACACCAGAUGGUGGUGGCUUUGUCACUGGGAGUACGGAUCAUGAUGUUAAGUUUUGGGAGUAUGAAACCACUAAAAAUCCUGGUCAGGAUUCGGUGCAGCUAACAGUGUCUAAUAUGCGGAACUUAUCAAUGAACGACGAUGUUAUAGUGGUUGCUGUAAGCCCUGACGGGAAGCAUAUUGCAGCCGCUCUAUUGGAUUGUACUGUCAAGGUUUUCUACAUGGACACUCUUAAAUUUUUCCUUACAUUGUAUGGUCACAAGCUGCCGGUAUUGUGUAUGGAUAUGUCAUCUGAUGGGGAUCUUGUUGUGACUGGAUCUGCGGAUAAAAACUUGAAAAUUUGGGGUUUGGACUUCGGUGACUGUCACAAGUCUAUAUUUGCUCAUGCUGAUAGUGUUACAGCAGUGAAAUUUGUUCGUAACACCCACUACAUGUUCAGUGUUGGGAAAGAUCGUCUGGUAAAAUACUGGGAUGCUGAUAAAUUUGAGUUGCUCCUAACUCUAGAAGGCCAUCAUGCUGAAGUUUGGUGUGUCUCUAUCAGUCAUCGUGGUGAUUUUCUUGUGACAGGGUCUCAUGAUAGAUCAAUUAGACGUUGGGACCGUACGGAGGAACCGUUUUUUCUUGAGGAAGAGAAAGAGAAGAGAUUGGAAGAGAUGUUUGAGGCUGACCUUGACAACACGUUAGAAAACAGAUAUCUGCCUCAACAAGAACUUCCAGAGGAGGGUGCUGUAGCUGUAGCAGGAAAGAAGACUCAAGAAACUCUCUCAGCCAGUGACUCAAUUAUUGAAGCACUAGACAUUGCAGGGGAAGAACUGAAACGAUUGGCUGAACAUGAGGAGGAAACGAGAAGGGGAAAGGGUGCAGAGUUUCGGCCCAAUAUUAUUAUGCUUGGGCUCUCUCUGUCUGAUUAUAUUCUUCGUGCAGUCUCAAAAGUUCAUACCAAUGACCUAGAGCAGACAUUACUUGCUCUACCCUUCUCAGACGCAUUGAAGCUCUUAUCAUACUUAAAAGAUUGGUCCUUGAAUCCAGAUAAGGUUGAGCUGGUUUGCAGGAUAGCCACAGUGUUGUUGCAACUGCAUCAUAAUCAGCUAGUUGCUACCACAAGUACCAGGCCUCUUUUGGCUCUUCUCAGAAACAUACUUCAUGCUAGAGUUAAGGAAUGCAAGGAUACUCUUGGAUUCAAUCUGGCAGCCAUGGAUCAUGUCAAGCAAUUGAUGGCUUCAAAAUCUGAUGCACCCUUCCGAGAUGCAAAGAACAAAUUACUAGAAAUACGGUCCCAACAGUCAAAACGUGUUGAAGCAAGGGCAGACACAAAGGGCGAAAGGAGGAAGAAGAAAAAGCAAAAGCAAAAGGACGAUGGACACGUGUGGUCUUGAUUUGCAGCCAUGGACUCACGAUCAAAUGGUCAAUCUUCAUGAUCAAUGCCAACAUUCGUCUUCAUCUUAGUCGUGGCACGUAAGCGUGACACAAAUGUGUAAAUUUUUAUUCAAUUAUAUUCAUAAUUUUGGUGAUAUUAUUGGAUUACAGAAUAUUAUUAUGUUGCUCCAAAUUUUGUAGUUGGAGAUGAGGUCUUGAUG